Coccinella septempunctata (seven-spotted ladybird) is the source of this 899-nucleotide messenger RNA. Its product is annotated as lysozyme-like. The coding region runs from base 278 to 691 and encodes 137 amino acids. The transcript has 4 exons. Lineage: Eukaryota; Metazoa; Arthropoda; Insecta; Coleoptera; Coccinellidae. The record is from RefSeq and is a predicted model, not a curated record.
CCUCGCUUCCUGUGUGGACAUUUCGACUAUCGAAUUUUGAAAAAAUUAAUGAACAAUGUAUCGGAUAGUGAGUGGUCCAUUUUAGCAUAAACUAAUUCAUUAAUUCAAACGAAACAGUGCAACUCUGGCAACCAGUAAAACGACAGUAUAGAAUAAUUUGCGUAUGUACUCGCGUAGAGCAAGGUCUAGGGUUCAAGAUUAUGAAAAUUAAUGAUGGAUAAAUAUUACGGGAAUUGCACCGAAAAAAACAUUUUCUGUUAUUAGUACGGUGGGAACCAUGAGAGUUUUAGUGCUCGCUCUGUGCCUACUAUUUGGUUAUGCCGCAGUCGAAAGCAAGGUGUACACCAAGUGUGGUCUGACCAACGAGUUGAUUUCCCUGAAUUUUCCUAGAACGUUCAUCGGUAAUUGGGUCUGUUUGAUUGAGAGUGAGAGCGGGAAAAAUACAUCCAAGAUUACGAAUCGGGCAAAUGGCAAGCAAGGAGUAGGACUUUUUCAAAUCAAGAGCAAAGACUGGUGCACUUUUGGAAAAAAAGGAGGAACCUGCAAUGUGAAAUGUGAAGAUAUGCUAGACGACAAUAUCAAGGACGAUGGAUUAUGCGCUGAGAAAGUGAAAAACGAAUUUGGAUUUUUGGCUUGGGAUGGUUGGAAAAGAAGUUGCAAAGGGAGAAAUCUUCCCUUACCACCCUGUUGAUAAAAUCCAUACAUAAGGUUGAGGAAUUUGGCAGAAAUAAUCCGAAUAGUCAUCAGCAGUUGGAGAAAAAUAAUUACUCUUGAAUUCAAAUAAUCUUUUUCGAAUAUUAGAAGUAAACUUGAUCUCUGUGAGAUCGAAAAAUGAAUGAAAUCCGAGAUAAAUUUCACCUUUAUUGUACUCAUUUGAAUAAACAACAAAACUCUUGCAA